Messenger RNA from Salmo salar (Atlantic salmon), 4321 nucleotides. The record is from RefSeq and is a predicted model, not a curated record. NCBI's taxonomy places the organism in Eukaryota, Metazoa, Chordata, Actinopteri, Salmoniformes, Salmonidae.
CGUCACACAUGCCCAGACCAGCUAGGAUCCCCUUCCACAAAAUCAAUCAGUUAUUACAAAUCAGUCGCUCAAAUAAUAUUUACUCUCCAUGGGAAUCAUACAUUGAAUCCCGUCCCUGCGUUUUGAUUUCUUUGCUCUAUCCAAUUGUAUCCAAAAGUGUUUCACUCUGCAGAUACGAUUUGUAUUUUUCUUCGAGUCGCUUUUAAAAUAAUCUACAUUCAUUUAUUCUUUCUCAUUAAGCAGAUUUGCCAUAGUUUCGAAGUUUUGUUAGAAUAUAGCGAGAGCGCAUCUUCAUCAACAUUAGAGUCCUAAAGCGAAGCUUUAUGGCUAUUGGAUAACGCAGACCUGCGGCUUUCUUCAAAGUUCGAUUUCGGACGUGCGGUUACCUUGUCUGUAGGAAAAAAUGAAAUCUGCUGAAGAAGCUGACUGUCCUGUCUAGUGGUGCACUUUCCCCUCAGGUGUCUGUGAAUGGGUUUCUCCUCUGUUUCGAUGGCCUACUAUUAUACAGCAGACAGGAGCUCUGGCGACUGCAUGCUGUCUGAGACUGGACUGGUCUUAAGAGCUGACUAGUAAGAUUACUCAGAUGCAUGCAGCCACACCCCCAACAUCAGUCUCUCCCUGGGCAAAUCCUGCCUGCCCUCCCAGUACCACAGUCUCCAGUCUGGCCCCACCAUCUCAGUGUCCAUCAGCCAGCCUCCCAGCUACAGCGCCCAGAACGACAUGAGGACAGUGGGUUACUACUCAUCCCCUCGCAUCCAUCCAAACGGCGCCCCGGUCCUCGAGAGCCCUCGUAUUGAGAUCACAGCCUAUGGACAGUUUCCUGAGGAGGAGGUGGAAGAGCGCAACAACCUUCCUGUGCCUAAACAGGUCAACUCCAUUGUGACCCUGACGUUGCCCCAUGCAGAUGGCUACCGUGACCCCAGCUGCCUCAGCCCGGCCAGCAGUGUGUCGUCACGCAGCUGUCACUCUGAGGCCUCAUCCUACGAGUCGGGCUUCUCCGACAACUACGAAAAAUCACCCCAGAACUCGCCCUGGCAGUCGCCCUGCGUCUCACCCAAGGGCUCCUCCUCUCUCGCCCUGCCGGGUGAAGCUUGCACCCAUGUGGGCUCCCCACAUAACUCUCCCUCUACCUCCCCCCUCACCAGUGUCAUGGAUGACAGCUGGAUGGGCCAGCGGGGCUCCAGGCCCAACUCCCCUUGUGGUGGGAAGAGAAAAUACAGCUUCAAUGGAACCGCAAACUACAAGUACCCCUACUCCCCCAACCACUCCCCGGUGCCGUCCCCUCACACCUCCCCACGCCUCAGUGUCACAGACGAGUCCUGGAUGCCUAACAACACCAACCAGUACACCAACUCAGCCAUAGUUGCAGCCAUCAACGCUCUGACCACAGACGGUGUGGCAGACCUGGGGGAGGGCAUCCCUUUGAAGGCCCGGAAGACCAGCCUGGAGCCUGGGGCAGUCUGCCUGAAGGUAGAGCCUGGAGGAGAGGAGCUCAGCCCUGGGGCGCUUUGUCAGGAUGAGUACUCCUCCCGCCUAUCCUUAAAGAAGGAGAACUACUGUGGGGGGUUACUGGAUGUGCCACCGCACCCAUACUCAUGGUCUAAGCCAAAGCAAUAUGUCAGCCCAACUCUGCCAGCCCUUGACUGGCAGCUGCCAUCCAGCUCCGGGCCGUACAGCUUGCAGAUCGAGGUGCAGCCCAAAUCUCACCACCGUGCCCACUACGAGACCGAAGGGAGCAGAGGGGCAGUCAAGGCUCUGGCAGGAGAACACCCUGUGGUACAGCUCCACGGCUACAUGGAGACCAAGCCCCUGAUCUUGCAGCUAUUCAUUGGCACGGCAGACGACCGUCUCCUGCGGCCCCAUGCCUUCUACCAGGUCCACCGCAUCACUGGCAAGACUGUCUCCACCCCCAGCCAUGAGACCCUGCAGUCUAACACCAAGGUGCUGGAGAUUCCACUGCUGCCCGAGAACAACAUGCGUGCCAUAAUUGACUGCUCUGGCAUCCUGAAACUUCGCAACUCGGACAUUGAGCUGCGGAAGGGCGAGACAGACAUCGGGCGUAAAAACACACGUGUGAGGAUGGUGUUCCGGGUUCACAUCAACCAGCCCACAGGAAGAACAUUGUCCCUGCAGGCUGCAUCCAACCCCAUGGAGUGCUCCCAGAGAUCAGCCCAGGAGUUGCCCCUAGUGGAUAAGCAGACCCUGCAGACGUGCCCUGCUGCUGGGGGAGAGAAGAUGCUCCUCAGCGGACACAACUUCCAGCACGACUCCAAAGUGGUGUUCAUGGAGAAAGCCCAAGAUGGUCAUCACCUAUGGGAGACAGAGGCCAAGGUUGACAAGGACUCCUCCAAAUCUACAUCUCUUCUCAUUGAAAUCCCUCCUUAUCGGAACCAGAGGAUAUCCAAUCCUGUUCAGGUGAACUUCUAUGUGUGCAAUGGCAAGAGGAAAAGGAGCCAGUACCAGGGAUUCGCCUAUGUGCCUGCCAAUGUUCCAAUGAUAAAAAUGGAGCCCCAUGAUGACUGCGACCCCCCUCAGGUGUGUCCCCAGCAUUGCCCUGGCCUGGCGCUACACCCCAAGCCCUACAACACUCCACAGGUGAUGACCUCUAUGAUACCCACAGAACUCCGGCCGUGCAUGGGGGGUGCCUACCCCGCUUGCCAACAGAGACUGGGAGGGAAGCCUUCCUCACUGUCCUCCUCAUCCUCCCCCAGCACCAGUCCCAAACUGCAUGACCUGUCACCCACCACUCCCUUCUCCAAGUGCCUGUCAGCAGGCCCAUCCCAGUCUCCGAUCCCACAUGUCUCCAUUAUCCAGGAGACUCCUGGACGCUACCAGCCACAACCUGUCCUCUACCCACCCAGUAGUGCCUCAACCUCCCCAGGCUCGCAGCCCUCCACCACUGGCACCAGCGGCCCAGAAGCCCCAUUCUCCCCCACCCACUGCCUGACGCCGCCCCAGCCCAUUAGUGGCAGCUCUAGCCCAGUGACCGAACAGUUACCCAAAGUGCCAGAGAGAGGCGGCCGCUCAUCUAGCCCCACGCUGGCUAUCAACAUCAAACAGGAGCCACAGGAACUGGACCAGAUGUACCUAGAUGAUGUUAAUGAGAUCAUCAGGAACGACCUCUCAAGCAUCUCCGUCCAGUCAUGCGUAGCACCACUUUCAUUAUGGACACAGAAGGACUGUGGGGGAAGAAAGAGGAAAAUACCAUACCAAUAAUUUUUACAGCAUCUGCAUGCUUGGACUACAGUCUGCCCAAAAAACAACUAUGUGGAACAAACAAGAGAUUCAGCAUCCUGAAGAUCAGAAUCCAAUGAGUGCCUUUCAGAAGGUGCCGUUUCAGAGGAUAUUCCAAUGUACAGAAAUUGAAAAUUAAAUUAAAUGGCUGACCUCUUAGAAAAAAAUGUAUGUAGCACCGCCCCCUUCCAGGCUCAAUCCCAAGAAGUAUGCUUUUCAGUUGACCAAGGAGUGUCUGUCUGUAGAUAUAGUAAAUUAUUGAAUGCGUAAGUGUUUGUUUUGUGUACAGAGCUUCAGAUUGCAUUCUUGGCUUUACAAUGAGAUCAUUUCAACCAAAAGAAGUGCCUUUGACUGGAAAUAAGAGUAUAGGGAAACUAACCAAAUUUGAGGUCAAUGUUUUUUCAUUUAUGGUGAGAAUUAAGCACUUGUUCACACUCACCACUGAUAGCUUUACUUGCAUGUUAAUUUUUCUUUUGAUCUGUUGUUUUGUACAGCUUUGUAUGUUUGUGACUUGAGUCAUCUCUUCAAGUGGCUUAAGGACUGAGAAAUGGCAUCUACAUUGAGUCCUUGAGUAUAGCAAAAGCACAUGCCUUGAAAAAGACAGACCUCAAUCUGUUCAUGUGUAUAUUUAUUUUAAGGAAAUAAAACUAUGGCAAUGCGUUGCUAAGAGGAUUUUGAAGAUAUUCAACGAGGCUAGUGCCUUUUGGAAAGCCAAAAUUUCAUCUCAAAUACCAGUGCUGCCUCUGUCCUGUUAGAACAAUGGAAUGUUUGCAUUUCAUAUGCUUGAUUAGUUAAGUCAGUUUGUGAUCAUAACACUGUUGCUUACUGGCUAAUGCUUGAUUUACAAAAUUUUUUGCUUUAUACUUCCAGCUAUGAUUGUAUCUUUAGCUAACACAAGUUCCCUUAUUAGAACUGCAUAUGUUUGUGUAUUUAUAUUAAGUCUUAAUCCACAAACUUAAAAGCCAUAGAGCCAUGUUUACUGAAAAAUGACAAUUAUAUUGUUCAGAUACGUAGAUGAAUUGUUCAAAGCUUUUUUUGUGGGCUUCAAUUCUGCUUCAUGUACUGUCAAUAAAUAGUAUUUUUCGAA